Leptosomus discolor (cuckoo roller) is the source of this 851-nucleotide messenger RNA. NCBI's taxonomy places the organism in Eukaryota, Metazoa, Chordata, Aves, Leptosomiformes, Leptosomidae. The record is from RefSeq and is a predicted model, not a curated record.
AACGCUGGACAAACAUUCCUUUGUUAGUAAAAAUCUUAAAAUUAAUAAUAAAUGAACUCUCUAAUGCAAUGGAGGCAAAUGCAUCUAGACAGACAACUGCAGAUUGGAGCCAAGAUGAUUCGAAUGAUAUGUGGGAAGAUCAGGAAGAAGAUGAGGAUGAAGAUGAAGGUUUAGCAGGACAGUUCUUAUCAGAUAUUCUUUCCACAAACAAGUAUGAUGAGGAUUACUACGAAGAUGAUGAAGAGGACGAUCCAGAUGCAUUAAAGGACCCUCUUUACCAAAUAGAUCUCCAGGCCUAUCUCACUGACUUCCUCUGUCAGUUUGCGCAGCAGCCCUGCUAUGCAAUGUUUUCAGACCAUCUCAAUGAGAAUGAAAAGCGAGUGUUACAGGCCAUUGGUAUCUAAACCCACCCGAGAGACCACACCAAUCAUAUCUGAACAAUUUUUUUUUUUGGCUUAUUCCACGUUUUAUGAUUAAACAUAAAACAUUUUCCAGUGUCUGCCUGCUUGUUACAGGUGGAUGACGGCUUCGUUGCGAUGUAUCGAGCCUCAUCUUAACACGAAUCUGCUAAGGGAAGGAAUACUAAGAAAGCAGCAAGGACAGAAGUCAGUAGAGCUUUGCACAUUGGUCUCACCAUGGGAGCACUUUCAUUUUCCACAGUAACUUUCCAGGAGGUUCUUAAAGAUAAAAAAGAUGUGUCCUUAAUAUUUUUAAAAGCAAACUGUCUCUACCUGUGAGUUUCCCUCAGCACAGUUGGACAGAGAAAGGAAUUGGGUCACUUACAGAUUGCUUGGAUGUAUCUUGAGAAAUUGGAAGGUUGUUCCUCUUCGCGCUUGCAUAACACAUACAGG